AUGGAGGGCUUUAAUGGUGAUGAAGAUAAUGUCCUUGAGCACUUAGGCUUGGACAAUUUGACAGAAGAUCUUGGGAAUAUUGUUGAGAACCGAAAACGACAGCGUAAUGAUAACGAAGAUGAUGAGUUAAACGGAGACAAUGGGGAUGAUAAUGGAAGAGGAAAGAACAUAAUAAAAUGGGGUAGGAACGGAGUGAGGGAAAAUGUUUUGUGGGAUGAUGGGGGUGCUCCAAUAUGGCCAACACAGAAGUGUGGGGAGUUUUCUCGCUACCUUGGAUAUUUGGCAAGUGAUGGUGGACUGUAUCCUAUCGAUGUGCCAUCCUUCACUGAAUUUAAAAAGGGAGAUAACCAUGAUAUGAUGUGGGAAAAGGUUCAGGGAACUAUUGAUUGGUCCAAUCCAGAGACGGAAAAAAGAAAAUUCACAAUUAGGAAGUAUGUAAUAGACAUUAUCAAUGACCGUUGGAGACAUCAUAAGCAUAUACUAAAGAAGACCUUUUGGGAACCUUAUCAGAAUUCUCCUUCAAGGUUCGUGUGCAGCGACAAUACUGUUGACAGCGGUCAAUGGGUAAGGUUUGUGACCAGGUUGGAAAAGGCAGAGACAAAGGAAAAAGCUGCAAUUAAUGUCAGAAAUAGGAAACAAAAGAAGAUGAGCCAUACUACUGGAACAAUGACUUAUGCAGCAAAAAUUUAUAAAUGGCAACUAGAAAACAAAAAGGAUUCACCGCCUAACCGUAAAGAGAGAUUCAAGAUAACCCACCUAAAGAAGGGAUCUAAAACAGAGUACAUUGAUGAAGCAUCAACACAAGCUGUGCUUAUCUUUGAACAAAAAGAAGCAGAGAAAGCUAACCAAAACAUAGAAAUAACCCCUAAGGUUGUAGAAGAUAUAUAUGCUGACGUGUUUGGUGUUGAGAGGAGGAACCGAGUUAGAGGAAUGGGAACGGGAUAUAAAUGGGCUGAUGUUCCUUUCAUCCAUACAGAAAACAAAGGGAUUUCAAAAGAGGUGGAGGAACUAAGGGCUGCUGUGGAGGAACAAAAAAGUGUGUCUGCAAGAGCAUUGAUGGAGGUUGAAAGAUUGAGAAUUGAAUCUGCAAGGGAAAGGAAUGAAGUUGCUGAGAGAGAAAAACAACGUGAGGCAAAGUUGGAUAAGAUAAGAGCUGAUCAACUACAGAUGAUGGAGAACAUGAAAAAAAUGCAAGACUUGAUGGAAAUGCCAAGGACAUGAUCAACUCAGCCAUGUUUGCUGCUCUUUAACUUCGUCAUGAUGUUUGUUGCUCUUAACUUCAUGUUUUUGUUGUUUUGAUCCUGGUUUAAUGACUUCUAGAUUUUGUAUGUUUUUGUCUAAAAAAUUCUAGGAGUUAUUAAUCUAGU
This is a messenger RNA of Rosa rugosa (rugosa rose), 1367 nucleotides long. RefSeq lists its product as uncharacterized. The coding region runs from base 1 to 1221 and encodes 406 amino acids. The transcript is spliced from 5 exons. The record is from RefSeq and is a predicted model, not a curated record. NCBI's taxonomy places the organism in Eukaryota, Viridiplantae, Streptophyta, Magnoliopsida, Rosales, Rosaceae.